AUGAAGCUCGACACCAAAGCCCUCCGCUACCUCACCACAGAGGACUGGCGAGUCCUCACCGCCGUGGAAAUGGGCAGCAAAAACCACGAGAUAGUCCCCACGCCCUUAAUCACCCAACUCUCGGGCCUACGCGGUGGAAGCGGGGUUCACAAGUGCAUCUCAACGCUCGCAAAGGCCAAUCUCAUUGCUAGGAUGAAGAACGCGAAAUACGACGGGUACCGUCUCACCUACGGCGGCCUUGACUAUCUCGCCCUGCACACACAUCUCAAACGGCAAACUUUGUACUCGACCGGCAACUGCAUCGGCGUGGGCAAAGAAUCCGACAUCUACGUCGUAGCCUCCUCCACCGGCAGGCAAUUUGUUCUGAAAAUCCACCGCCUGGGCCGCAUAUCCUUCCGCAGCAUCAAGAACAACCGUGACUACCUCAGGCACCGCAGCAACGCGAGCUGGAUGUACAUGAGCCGGCUGUCCGCGCUCAAGGAGUUUACGUUCAUGAAGGUCCUGAGGGAGAACGGCUUUAGGGUGCCAGAGCCUGUGGCGCAGAGUAGGCAUACGGUGGUGAUGGAGUUGAUUGAUGCUUUUCCUCUGAGGCAAAUACAAGAGGUGCCGAAUCCGGCUGGCUUAUAUGCGGAAUUGAUUGACAUUGUGCUACGCCUGGCGAGCUUUGGGUUGAUACAUGGGGACUUCAACGAGUUUAAUAUCCUGAUACGAGAGGAUGAGAUACCGGCUGUUGAAACAUCUGGCGACACCAAGACAGAUAUACCAGACUCCAAGCCAGCCAUCACACUUACGCCCGUCAUAAUUGACUUCCCCCAAAUGGUCUCCAUCGACCAUACAAAUGCCGAAAUGUACUUCGACCGUGAUAUCAACUGUAUCAAACGUUUUUUCGAGAGGCGGUUCAACUUUGUGAGCGACGAGCCGGGCCCUUUUUUUGCUGAUGCAAAAAUGCUCGCUGGUGCCCCCAAAGGCAAAAGAUUAGACGUUGAGGUUGAGGCCUCAGGCUUCUCUAAGAAGAUGGCGAAAGAAUUGGAGAAGUAUAUGCAGGAAGUCGGCGUGGAAGGAGAUGUCAGUUAUGAAGGAAGCGGUCACACCGGGGAAGGUGACUCUGAUGCUUCUGGCACUUCUUCGGGUGCAGAAGAGUCGUCUGACGACUUAUCUCAAGACUUAAGAGGUAGUGAUGGUAAUGAUGGCCUUUUCAAGCCCAGUAAUGAAGUUGAGUCCGAAGCGUCUCACAAAGAGUCAAAUGCUCUAGCUACUAACGCCGCUGCGGUAACAUUAGAGGAAAACAAAUGA
Molecule: messenger RNA, 1293 nt
Organism: Letharia lupina
Lineage: Eukaryota; Fungi; Ascomycota; Lecanoromycetes; Lecanorales; Parmeliaceae
Exons: 3
Coding region: 1-1293 (430 amino acids)
Biological process (GO): protein phosphorylation; maturation of SSU-rRNA
Cellular component (GO): nucleus; cytosol; preribosome, small subunit precursor
Molecular function (GO): protein serine/threonine kinase activity; ATP binding
Source: RefSeq, a predicted model, not a curated record